This is a messenger RNA of Dromaius novaehollandiae (emu), 3086 nucleotides long. RefSeq names its product RAD54 like (gene RAD54L). The record is from RefSeq and is a predicted model, not a curated record. Lineage: Eukaryota; Metazoa; Chordata; Aves; Casuariiformes; Dromaiidae. The transcript is spliced from 18 exons. Gene Ontology annotation, cellular component: nucleus. Gene Ontology annotation, molecular function: ATP-dependent chromatin remodeler activity; DNA translocase activity; ATP binding. Bases 165 to 2390 code for a protein of 741 amino acids. Gene Ontology annotation, biological process: reciprocal meiotic recombination; double-strand break repair via synthesis-dependent strand annealing.
GGGCAGAGCCCGCCCCACGCCUUUCCCGCCGCCGGGACGGCGCGCGCGAACCGCCUCGCGCCGGCAGCCCACCCGCCGCGCGCGGGACGUUACCCCCCCCCCCAACCCCCGCGCUGCGCGCCCCCCCCCAACCCACCGCCCCCCCGGCGCGGCCCCGUGAGGCGAUGAGGAGGAGCCUGGCCCCCAGCCAGCUGGCCAAGAGGAAGGCGGGGGACGAGGAGGAGCAGGACUGGCACCCCCCGACGACUCAGAAGAGACAGAAGCCUGGCAGUGAGACAGAGAGCGGGGAAUGUUACAAGUCACCUUUCCGGAAACAUUUGGCUCAGCUGACCAAUAGGCCUCUUUGCCUGGAUAGCAGUCAACAUGAGGCUUUUAUCCGCAGCAUUUUGUCUAAACCCUUCAAAGUUCCCAUUCCAAAUUAUAAAGGGCCACUGGGCUUGCGGGCACUGGGUAUCAAACGGGCAGGGCUGAGGAGCUCUCUCCACGACCCUUUUGAGGAAGGAGCUCUGGUUCUGUAUGAGCCCCCACCACUGAGUGCCCAUGACCAGCUGAAAAUAGACAAGGACAAAGCACCUGUCCAUGUUGUGGUGGAUCCUGUCCUCAGCCGUGUUUUACGGCCCCAUCAGAGAGAAGGAGUGAAAUUCCUGUGGGACUGUGUGACGAGCAGGCGGAUCCCUGGGAGUCAUGGCUGUAUCAUGGCAGAUGAGAUGGGACUGGGCAAAACCCUACAGUGCAUCACUCUCAUGUGGACACUUCUCCGUCAAAGUCCGGACUGCAAGCCUGAAAUCGAGAAAGCCAUGGUGGUGUCUCCCUCCAGUCUGGUGAGAAACUGGUACAACGAAGUAGAGAAAUGGCUGGGGGGAAGGAUCCAGCCGCUGGCCAUUGAUGGAGGCUCCAAAGAAGAGAUUGACCGUAAGCUAGUCAGCUUUAUGAACCAGCGUGGACUGCGAGUGCCUUCACCCAUCCUGAUCAUCUCCUAUGAGACUUUCCGCCUUCAUGCUGAGGCACUACAGAAGGGCAGUGUUGGGCUGGUCAUAUGUGAUGAGGGGCACAGACUGAAGAACUCUGAAAAUCAAACAUAUCAAGCUCUCAACAGCUUAAAUACACCCCGACGAGUCCUUAUCUCUGGCACCCCCAUUCAGAAUGACCUGCUUGAAUAUUUCAGCCUGGUGCACUUUGUCAAUUCAGGCAUCCUAGGAACAGCACAGGAAUUUAAAAGACAUUUUGAAAUUCCCAUCCUGAAAGGCAGAGAUGCAGAUGCAAGUGAAGCUGAGCGACACAAAGGAGAAGAGAGGCUUAAAGAGCUGAUCAGCAUUGUGAACAGGUGUUUAAUCCGAAGAACUUCGGACAUCUUGUCCAAAUAUCUGCCCGUGAAGAUUGAGCAGGUGGUCUGCUGCAGACUGACGCCUCUUCAGGCUGAGCUGUAUAAGAACUUCCUGAAGCAAGCCAAGCCAGUGGAGGAGCUGAAGGAGGGCAAGAUCAGUGUGUCAUCCCUUUCUUCCAUCACCUCCUUAAAGAAGCUCUGCAAUCACCCUGCCCUGAUCUAUGACAAGUGUGUGGAAGAGGAGGAAGGUUUUACCGGAGCCCUGGAUUUGUUCCCUGCUGGCUACAGCACCAAAGCUGUGGAGCCUCAGCUUUCAGGAAAGAUGCUGGUUUUGGACUACAUCCUUGCUAUUACAAAAAGUACCAGUAACGACAAGGUAGUUCUAGUCUCUAACUACACCCAGACACUGGACCUAUUUGAAAAGCUCUGCAGGAACAGAAGGUAUUUAUAUGUCCGGCUGGAUGGCACCAUGUCCAUUAAAAAGAGAGCAAAGAUCGUGGAGCGAUUUAACAGCCUCUCGAGCCCUGAGUUUAUCUUCAUGCUGAGCAGCAAAGCAGGCGGCUGUGGUUUGAAUUUGAUUGGGGCUAACAGACUGGUUAUGUUUGACCCAGACUGGAAUCCAGCUAAUGAUGAGCAGGCCAUGGCUCGUGUGUGGAGGGAUGGCCAGAAAAAGACAUGCUACAUCUAUCGACUGCUUUCAACGGGGACCAUAGAGGAGAAGAUCUUCCAACGUCAGACCCACAAGAAAGCGCUCAGCAGCUGCGUGGUGGAUGAGGAGCAGGAUGUAGAGAGGCACUUCUCACUUGGGGAGCUGAGGGAGCUGUUCACACUGAAUGAGGCCACCACGAGUGAUACCCAUGAUAAGAUCAAAUGUCGUCGCUGUGUAAAUGGCCACCAGGUGCGGCCCCCUCCUGAAGGGUCUGACUGUACCUCUGACCUCUCGCAGUGGAACCACUGUGCUGAUAAGCGGGGACUGCAGGACUCUGUGCUAAAGGCUGCUUGGGAUGCUGCUGUCACCUUCACCUUCCAUCAUCACUCCCAUGAGGAGCAGCGAGGGAUUCUCUAACAGGUCACUGUCUGCUGUGGGGGCAAGGGCAGGCUCCUAUGGCAGUCUACCCUGCUUUAAUCCCUUUCAAGAAAAGGGACAGUGAACAGCAGUACAUGCUGGAUUGCUGUGUGACUCUGCAAGAGCAGAACAGUGUGGCUUCUGAGAGGUGGGAAGGCCCCUGGGGUUGGGCAGGGUCUGCCUGCAGCAGCAAGGAGUCCCAUGGCUUUUUCUCUGCUACUGUACUAUGUGUGUGGAAAACAGCCCUUUAGGAACUGAGAAUAACUGGACUGUGUGUGCUUGAUCAGCAUGGAUUCUCCUGCUGUUGAUAUCUGCCUUCUACUCAGCCAAGUUUUGCCUUCAAGCUUAAGUUAAGCCUGCAGCUUUAGAGCAGCUGAUGUGCAUAGUCGCAUUUUUUUUCCCUGACAGCUAUGGCUUACAGCUGCUGAGCAGAAACUGGCAGGAGCCAUUGCUGUUAUGAAAUGCAAGCAUUGUUAAUUGCUCAGGAACAAGAGGAUUCAUGCAAAAAAAAUCAUUUCAACUUGUACUUUAAACAUCUGGCCUGAAAGAAUGUUCAGACAGUAGGAAAUCAGGCCCUAUUAAGAUCACACCAUUUCCAAAACCACUUGCUUUAUUAUGGGCAGGAUCCCCUGAUUGAGCAGUAUUUUAAUUAAUCUCCUUACAAUGCAGUAAUAAAAUUCACACUUUGGUACACUA